AUGCUGCCCAUGAUAUUUUUCCCGCCCUGCGUCGUUGCAUACGGAUGGAUCUGUGAAGAGCAUGUCCAUAUCGCAGCAGUGUGUGUGAUCCUAUUUUUCUCGGGUUUCUUCAUGAUAUCCAUUUACUCGAGUACUCUUGCAUACAUUGUCGAUGCAAAUGUUGGUCGCUCCUCUUCGGCCGUUGCUUGUAAUAGCUGUUUCCGUGGUAUUCUAGCCUUCAUCGCCGCAGAGGUUGCGGUCCCACUCCAGGAUUCUAUUGGUGACGGUGGGCUGUACUCGAUGUGGGCGGGACUUAUGCUCGUCUCUGAGGUGCUACUUCUGCUCGUAUGGUGGAAGGGUGCACAGUGGCGAGAGAAGGCCCUGGCUCAAGAGGCAACUCGCCUCUGGUUCUCCUCAAACGAGUUCCGUGCGACUCCUGGGCUCUGGGCUAUUAUGACAUCUUGCUUCAACCUUGCUAAUGACGAGGACCGAUUAGUCCAGAGGCUGAUUCAAUACGAAGUAGUAGCGCAGGAAUCCAUAAACGAAAACCGAAAGCUGGGCACGACGGAAGCACUUCAGCCACAUUACGAUCAAGCUCUCGCCUGGUUUGAGAGCACCGCUCUUUACAGGAUGCCAGACAUAGCUGAUCGCGCAGCCAAGGAUGAAUGGUUCCGACAGUGUGAUGAAAUAUGUUUCGGGCGCAAGAACUCCCAGAAAGACCAUUGUGCGACUGUGCUCGUCGCCGUAGGGGCUUUGCAAGUUCUGCGAUUUCAAGACCUCAAGGAGUAUGGUGCGAUCCACGGUCCCUCGCAUGUUCAGAGAAUUAUGCGGAGGACUGCAGAGGAAGUUCACAGACGCGUUGUUUCUCCCCAGGAGCGCGCUGCGGCACAACACGCCUAUCAAACAUCUCCGUUCACAAGUGAUAGCACUAGCUCCCAUGAUCUCGUCGGAUUGAAAUUGGCGUGCCCCACUUCUCACGGCGGCAACGUAGAGAUUACAAUUGCAGAUUGUGCGACAACUGCGAUCAGCAAAGAUCCUUAUUAUAUCCUCUCAUAUAGCACCGGUGAGACCAAGUGUGUAAGCAAGGAGGAGCUGGAUGUCAUACUUACGAAGAGUGCUAUCAUUCUGGACGAUUGA
This is a messenger RNA of Fibroporia radiculosa, 1116 nucleotides long. RefSeq lists its product as uncharacterized. The coding region runs from base 1 to 1116 and encodes 371 amino acids. Lineage: Eukaryota; Fungi; Basidiomycota; Agaricomycetes; Polyporales; Fibroporiaceae. The record is from RefSeq and is a predicted model, not a curated record. Gene Ontology annotation, molecular function: transmembrane transporter activity. Gene Ontology annotation, biological process: transmembrane transport. The transcript has 6 exons.